This is a messenger RNA of Funneliformis geosporum, 309 nucleotides long. NCBI's taxonomy places the organism in Eukaryota, Fungi, Glomeromycota, Glomeromycetes, Glomerales, Glomeraceae. The record is from the annotation of a GenBank genome assembly.
AUGGAUACGAUUGAUCUUGCCCAAGAAUAUGCUCUUGGUUGUAGUAAUUUCGAUUGGAAUCGUACCAAGGUUAUUAAAUCUACAACUACUACAGAAAAUAAGAGAGUUCGACCAGAUGUCACAAUCUAUUAUAAUAGAGUGCUUGUUGAGGUGAAAGAUGUUAAUUCUCGGUUGGAAGAUGCAGAAAAAGGCUUAGAUGAAUACUUUGAUUUUUGGAAUCCACCUGCCUUUGGUAGAUUACCAUUUGUCAUGGCUUUUGCAACAGCUGGUAAUAAUUGCAAUUUUAUUAUUAUUAUGUGGACAGCAUAA